Molecule: messenger RNA, 929 nt
Organism: Argentina anserina (silverweed cinquefoil)
Lineage: Eukaryota; Viridiplantae; Streptophyta; Magnoliopsida; Rosales; Rosaceae
Exons: 6
Coding region: 80-799 (239 amino acids)
Biological process (GO): protein ubiquitination
Cellular component (GO): membrane
Molecular function (GO): zinc ion binding; ubiquitin-protein transferase activity
Source: RefSeq, a predicted model, not a curated record
ACAGAACAGAGUUGUUUUUCGAAUACUAAGCAGAGAAAGAAAAAAGAGGCCUUUUCCAAAGUUGUCGAAUUCAAAUAAUAUGGGAGGAGAUGUCAUCGUUUACGUUGCGGAGGAGGAGGAUUUCAAAUUAUGCAAGUCCUCAUCCUUUUCACUCUGUAGGAUUUGCCAUGAAGAAGAUUUUGGAAGCUCCAACAACUUGGAAUCCCCUUGUGCUUGCUCCGGAACUGUUAAGUUUGCGCACAGAGAUUGCAUACAGAGGUGGUGCAACGAGAAAGGCAACACGACCUGCGAAAUUUGUCUCCAGAAGUAUGAACCCGGAUACACAGCACCUCCAAAGGAGUCAGAGCUGGAUGAAUCAGCAGUAACCAUCAGAGAUAGCGUGCGGGUUCAUAGAAGAAGAGAGGAAGAUGAUGAAUCAAGAAGCCCCAGAUUAGAGAGGGUGUGCUCGUCUACUGCUGAUCGAAGGGCCAAUUUUUGUCGAUCACUCGCUCUCCUUCUUACGGUGGUUUUGCUUGUGAGGCACCUCUUUGUGGUGCUUACUUGUACUGAUGAAGACUACCCCUUCGCCCUUCUAACUGUACUAAUUCUAAGGGCCAGCGGAAUUAUCUUACCUAUGUACAUAUUGUACCGAACAAUAACAGCAAUUCAGAACAGCAUCCGUCAACAAUAUCAAUAUCAAUAUCACUAUCAGGAGGAGGACUCCGAUGAUGAUGAUGAUGAUGAUGAGACAUCAAAUCAGGGAGAAGAUAACCACCACCGAGAAGAUGCCGAUGAUAACCAUCAACAAAGUGCCGUUUGAUAAAACACAACCAACCCCAUACUUGUACUUUCCUUUUCCAUCUUGUAAAGGAGCAUAUCACAUCAAUGCUCUCUCAUCUCAUGUCUUGACAUACAAAUGAAAAGAAAUAUCGAUUCUUUUUUUCUUUCAA